GCUUUCUUUUUUUCCCCCUAACUAUGGCACCGCCUUAGAGAGGCACCACAAUGCUUUUGCCGUCCUUUAGCGCGAACAGAUAGCAUUGGCCCUCGACUAAAGAUAGCUUGUGUAACGGCCCACCCGCACGCGCCCGAGCAAGCGCUCUCAAACACGCGCAAGCCUGCUUUCUACUAAUAGGCCGUGCACGUGGAUGGAGGCGCCGGCACAUGCCUCGGUUGCACGACACCGCCGCAGAGGGCCGCUGCCUGUCUCUUCGCUGAGCAGACGAGCACGUUGCAGCGGGGGUCGCUGCUGCCUGCUUGCUCCCCCGCACGUCCUUCCUUAUCUCUCGGGAGAAACGAUGUGGCUGCUGGCGUGUUUCGCACCGGCUGCCCUCCUGCUCGCCCUGUUCGCCUACAACAGGCUGUCCACGAGGGUCUGCCGGUGCAAGGCCGACCUGAGCGGACGAACGGUGGUCAUCACGGGAGCCAACACCGGUAUCGGCUACGAGACGGCCCGCCAGUUGGCCCUACGCGGCGCUCGGCUCGUGCUCGGCUGUCGCAACGAGGAGCGCGCCAGGCGCGCCGUCGAGCGGCUGUGCGCGGAGACGCGCAGCUCGGCGGUCAGCUGGCUGCCGCUGGACACGUCGAGUCCGGACUCGGUGCGCGCCUUCGUCGAUCGCCUGCUGCGCCUCACGGGCGGGCGCGUGCACGUGCUGGUCAACAACGCGGCCACCGCGGCCGCCUACGACCGCCGGCGACUGACGGCCGAGGGCCACGAGCUUGUCUGGGCCACCAACUACCUGGGCCACUACCUGCUGACGCGACUGCUGCUGCCGACGCUACGGGAUUGCGCGCCCUCUCGCGUCGUCAACCUGACGUCAGUGGCGCAGCAGAUGGCGCGCAUCGACUGGGACGACGUGCAGGGCCUGCGUGGUACCUGGGCAGCCGGCCGCGCUUACUGCAACACCAAGCGAGCCAUGCUCCUCUUCACCGCCGAGCUGGCCCGACGUCUGCACGGAAGCGGCGUGAGCGUGUCCGCAGUACAUCCCGGUGUGGUGGACACACCCGUCGCCCGAGGCCUAACGCGUGUGGGAGAACCCUGGUUCGGCUUGCUGUCCACCUUAUUCGGAGGCAAGACGGUGCGCGAGGCCUGCGAGACGACUGUGCACGCGGUCGUGGCGGCGAACCCACGCAGCGGCUGGUACCUGUCCGAUUGUCGUGCCCGGUGGCCAGCCGCCCGCUGCGCCGACGACGAGCGUGACGCCGGCCGCCUGUGGGCGCUCAGCGAGCUCAGCUUUCCGACGCUGCCGCCGGUGGGAGAAGGCAGUCGAUGACUCGUCGCCUCUGCAGCCCUGUCUCGAACGGUCGCAGUGAUCAACACCUACAGACGCCACGGCCUUCCAGCGGCCACAGAGACUGACCUGCUGUUCACAGUGUGUCCACAGCUCCCUGCGCUGCGAAGCCUGCUGGAGUUGAUAAGUUCCACGGGAAUAGACACCCUACAAGCGCCCGCUACAACGCUGGCAACUUUACAGAGGACUGCCACCUGUCGCGCAUAGUGGAGUCUAUUAGGCCACAUCCUCCCUCUUUCUCUAUCAUCUUUCACUACCCAUUCCCUCUCCCCUGAUGACGCUUCGCCGUGCUGCGUGACGGGUUGCAGAACCAAGCGUCCUUCCUUUCCUUAGAUCACUAUCAUCAUCGCUCAUUCUGUACUGCACCGCCUGAGAGGCCAUGCCUCCCUGCAGUGUGCUCCACGCACCCCGGACACCUUUUCUAAGCCCACGUGUACAGCAGGCCUGUACCCGUGGUGCGCGGUUACAUUCAGUGUGGUGUUCGGACGCGAAGUCUGUAGACCGGAGUUGGGCGGACUAUGUAGGAAGGCUUGUAAGGCGCCAUUUUGGACGUCGAGUGAGAGCGCUAUUCGCCACUUCCUCCGGUUUUGGAGUACCGUCUCUCGCCGAGUGAACUGUGCCAAUUCUGGAGACCGCGUAAUCGAGGGCGGUGAAUUGGUGGGCCGAUUCCGAACCCUGUGCACGAUGUUUCCUCGCAAGAAGUUUAAUCCACCAGAGCCCAACGUACCAUUUUUGAUAUGUUGAACUUCGUACCUGAUAAUACUUAUUUAGGCGCGAGAAACUUAAUGGUUAGGACGGUGUGGUAACAUUUUUGACACCCCGGUGCUAAGUUGCAGCAAUGGACAGUUCAAGAAACAAAAUGACUUGUGCAUUGCUAUUGUGAUUACAUUUUAAUUGAAAUACCACGUCAUAGUGUUUUCAUAAUAUAUGUGGCCUAUUCGUGGCCAGGAAUGAA
Messenger RNA from Dermacentor albipictus, 2291 nucleotides. RefSeq names its product retinol dehydrogenase 12-like. The record is from RefSeq and is a predicted model, not a curated record. Gene Ontology annotation, molecular function: oxidoreductase activity. NCBI's taxonomy places the organism in Eukaryota, Metazoa, Arthropoda, Arachnida, Ixodida, Ixodidae.